This is a messenger RNA of Phalacrocorax carbo (great cormorant), 2482 nucleotides long. Lineage: Eukaryota; Metazoa; Chordata; Aves; Suliformes; Phalacrocoracidae. The record is from RefSeq and is a predicted model, not a curated record.
GCCGCGGGUGACGCCUGGCAGCGGCGCCGCGGCACAGCGCGGGGCGAUGGCGGGCGCGCAGGGCGCCUUCAGCCUGCGGGAGGUUCUCGCCGCCUUCCAGACGUGCGUGACGGAGCGGCGGGAGGUGCUGCUCGGCCCCUACCUGCGCGGCUGGCGGGGGCUCAUCCGGUUUCUCCACAGCCUGGGCGCCAUCUUCUCCUUCGUCUCCAAGGACGUGGUGGCCAAAGUACAGAUCAUGGAGAGCUACUGUCGCGGCGAGCAACGGGAGAAGUACGUGUCGCUGCAGUCCAUGGUGGAGUACGAGCUGGCCAACGGGCUGGUGGACGGGCAGAAGCGGACGGGGCGCCCCGACUCCGGUUGCCGCACUGUCCUGCGCCUCCACAGGGCCCUGCGCUGGCUGCAGCUCUUCCUGGAGGGUCUGCGAACGGGCCGGGAGGAUUCCCGGACAUCUGUCAUCUGCACGGACUCCUACAACGCUUCCCUGGCUGCCUACCACUCCUGGCUUGUUCGUAAGACUUGCACGGCGGCCUUCUGCGUGCUGCCGCCCCGAAACACCUUCCUUGAAAUCAUGAACGUGGGCACGCCCGAGGAAGCGGUCGCUAUGCUGGGUGAGGCCUUACCCUAUAUCUGCGACGUCUAUGGCAUCACCCAGGAGCUCUUUGCCCAGCAUGAGCUGCUCGACCUUCCUUGAUGGGAGGGAUGUUGAAGAGCCACGGCUCGUUCUGACAGAAGUCGGAUGAACCAAGUGAAAACCACGUGUUUUCACAGACGCACUAGCAUCUGGUUCUCUGUCCAUGGUCAUUCUCCCUCUCCUUUUCCAGUAUGGAGCUAGUUGGCAAAGCUACUCAGGUGCCUCACUUUGUAAGAGAAAAAACUGCAGCAAUUUUUUAAUGUAUAUGUAUAUCCGUAUGUGUGCCUGUAGAGCCUCGGCUUUACGGUAAGAAAAAAAAUACUAUCAGCAUGCUUAACGGAUUUCUUUUCUCCUCCUGGAUUCAGCCUCAACUCUCCAGCUAGGCUGGGAGAGGGGUGGUUUGGUUUAUUUUUUAAGCUAAACUCUGCAGCUUAAACAGCUGCUGUGUGUUUACACCAAUAGUUAGGACCUCCUGUGACAGCACAACUUUCAGAUGUGGUGUCUGAAUGAAUCUACAUUACAUGCGAGCACACUUUCACUUUUGUUUACAGGCUGUUCCCCUGAAGAGAUCGCUUAUUCUUGAGCCUUGAAAAUAUAAUCCUGAGUAAUGUGUGUCUGAAAGGAAGCACUUUUCCUGUAGUCACAGACUCAUUUGAUUGCUGCUAAUUCUGUGUCCCCUAGAACGAAAGAAGGGAACGGUGGUAUAUGCCAUUACUGUAAGAGAUUGAUCUUCCUUUGUGUGUGGAUCCAUUAUGCAGGAUCUUUUUUCUGUGUAGCUUCCUGAGCUGCAGAACAAACCCUACAACUCAAAGAGUAAUAAAGCAGGUAUGUUUAUUUUGGCGCUGGGUGCGUGGGGGAUCACUCCUCCAAACGCACAUACACCCCUUGUUUUCAAUAUUCAUCCUCUUAUACCGUUUCUGCUACUGAUUACAUCAUUACGGUAAUGGCUUCCCGGAAUUAAUUUACAUUUUCCUCGCCCUUUAUUCUUUGCCUGCGCGGAAUCUUCGGGUGGUCUCUGGUGGUCGUGGUGAUGAAGGCUCUGAGUCUUCCUCCCCUUGCCCUUUUCACCUUAUGUAGACUUAACCUGCAAAGCCAGUUCUGCCUGGUUUUGCAGCUGGCCUCAUAAUAUGUUUUUCCUUUUCACCUCUUAUCUCUUGUGCACACCAGGGGAUUCGUCCAUCGUUCAGGGUUUCUGAUUCCUAUCUAACCGUAGCACAUUUGUGGGUGUUGUAUAAGUGACCCUUGCUGGCAUGUUUCUAAGUCAUGCCAAAUUACAAUUAGAGGACUAUGUUAUCUUAAACUACAAAGCGAAUUAUACACCCAUGUUCCUGAACACUCUCCUGCCCAUUAAUCUACACUUUAUGCGUCUUGGGAUGUGGAACAGUUUUUAGUAUAUACUGCACAAUACCAUAUAUCCAGAUAAGGCCGCAGACAGUACCUUAUCUGUUUUCCAGCCAUGCUUCUCAAUUGUGUUCUCAUGAUUAUUUUUGUUAAUGACUGUGUCAAAUGCCUACAAAAAUUACUUCUCUGACUGUCUGGGGAGAAAUCCAAACUUGUACUGUACGUCACUACUUUGUGAGGCUUAUGGCUUGUAUUGCUAAUCACUGUAUGUAAUACACAUCGAAGUAAAAUUGAGUUUACUUAGCUUUUUGAAAGCUGAAGAAGCACUACUUGUGAGUUCCGGAUGAUGUGAAUAUUUGGAGGAGGAGGGAGAUUCCCCCAGGCUGUAAGAUGUUUUGAUUGUAUCUCAGAUAAGAGGCAUUUUGGCCUAAUGUAACACUGCGUGAUUCAGGAAAUCACUAUUACCUCACGGGCAUUAGUCUAACGGGACAAUAAAUUAUGUGAAUAACA